AUGAGCAAUGCUUUAUUUGCAAAGAAUAAGAUAGGAUUUGUUGACGGAACAAUUUCGAUGCCUGCUGCUGACUCACCGACAUUGCACCAUUGGAUGCGUUGCAACGCCAUGGUGAAAGGAUGGCUUAAAAGUGCCAUGAAUAAAGAGCUACGAAGCAGCGUCAGAUAUGCCAUGACAGCACGGGAGAUAUGGAUAGACCUUGAAGAGAGGUUUGGUAAGGGUAGUGCACCAAGAGCCUAUGAGUUACGGCAUGCAAUUGCACACAUGCGGCAAGAGAAUCAAUCUGUGCCCACAUUCUUUACCAAACUAAAAGGCUACUGGGAUGAGAUUGAUUCCAUAGCACCAUGGCCGAAGUGCACAUGCGGAGGAUGCAAGUGUGAUCUGCAGAAACAACUAAUGGAAUGA
Messenger RNA from Neltuma alba, 405 nucleotides. RefSeq lists its product as uncharacterized. The transcript has a single exon. The record is from RefSeq and is a predicted model, not a curated record. Bases 1 to 405 code for a protein of 134 amino acids. NCBI's taxonomy places the organism in Eukaryota, Viridiplantae, Streptophyta, Magnoliopsida, Fabales, Fabaceae.